AAAGAGAGAGGAGCUUAGGCCUGCAUACAAGCAUCUUCAAGGGGCAGAGCAUGCAAGGAGUGCGGCAAGGCAGAAACGUCUAGUUGUCUUGACACGGGGGCCAGAGACGCACAGCACAAUAAAAGCGGCACGCUCUUGCCAGCGAUUGAAGAUGGGACUGUACGAGCCUGCAAGCCCGGUCUACUCGGGCCCAAGCGCAUCUGAGGAAGGGUCGACCAAGCGUUUGGCAAACAAGAAGCGUCGUCGUAACAUCGUGGAGAAUCCUCAACUGCAAGACACAGUCGCCAGCGAUCGGCUGCACGUUAAAGCAUUAAAGGUCGAUGAAACCCGAGCGAGAGGAGAGCUCGAAGGACAACCCAAGACCCAGGAAGCGCUGCCGCAGGAUGACGGGGGUGGGGGGGAAUCCCCGCACAGCACUGCACUUGAUGUGACAAGAAACGACUCUGCGAAGGAAGAGCUCCGCUCGCCUGAGGUCCGGCCCCAUGUAAGCGCGCGCACUGCCGACCCCAUGGACGAGGUGGAGAGCGGCGCGGCCGGUGGGGCGCAGUUGAGCGCGGGACCCGCAACAACUGUGGUGGAUGCCGCUUCGGCAGAACAAGGGGUCCGCUCGCCUGUUGCGAGCACACGCACUGAGAAUUGCGUAGACAAGGUGGAGAGUGGCGGGGCCAGCGAUGCAGAGUCGAGCGCGGACGCGCCCUGCGAUGCAGGCCCCAUGCCCAUCGGGGUUAGGAUCCCGCGCUCACCACUAUGA
This is a messenger RNA of Klebsormidium nitens, 751 nucleotides long. NCBI's taxonomy places the organism in Eukaryota, Viridiplantae, Streptophyta, Klebsormidiophyceae, Klebsormidiales, Klebsormidiaceae. The record is from the annotation of a GenBank genome assembly.